Messenger RNA from Linderina pennispora, 1514 nucleotides. Its product is annotated as WD repeats and SOF1 domain containing. The coding region runs from base 141 to 1430 and encodes 429 amino acids. Lineage: Eukaryota; Fungi; Kickxellomycota; Kickxellomycetes; Kickxellales; Kickxellaceae. Gene Ontology annotation, biological process: maturation of SSU-rRNA from tricistronic rRNA transcript (SSU-rRNA, 5.8S rRNA, LSU-rRNA). Gene Ontology annotation, molecular function: protein binding. The record is from RefSeq and is a predicted model, not a curated record. The transcript has a single exon. Gene Ontology annotation, cellular component: nucleolus; small-subunit processome.
UUUUCUCUCCAGCUUCGUCCUUUCGCAUACCCUGUAUACACAUUAUUUCCCAAACAAAAUUCAGCUCUAGAAUGAAGGUAAAAGCGUUGAGCCGGAGCACAGAGGGGUAUACGCGCGAGACAAAGAACAGCAUCCACAAGAUGCCGCGCAACACAGACCCGUCACUGCACGGGUUCGAGCGGGCACGCGAAUACAAGCGCGCGCUGAACGCAGCCAAGCUCGAGCGGAUGUUCGCCAAGCCCUUCGUGGCCGGGCUGAGCGGACACAUCGACGGAAUCUACGCGAUGGGCAAGAACCCAUGGGACCUUGACAGCGUGCUGACCGGCAGCGGCGACGGCGAAGUGCGUCUGUGGUCGCUCUCGUCGCAGGAGACAGUGUGGCGGGCGGCCGAAGCGCACCGCGGGGCAGCCAAGGGCGUGUGCUAUGUGCCGGGCGGCAACACCGACCGGUUCCUGUCGGUGGGCGCGGAUAAAUUGGCCAAGGUGUGGAGCCGGACGGAGAGCGCGUACAUGCAUGAUGGGGUGACACCCGAGCCCGUGGCCACGUACCAGGGGAAGAGCGCCUUUAGCAGCGUCGCCCACCACCGCAACCGGCCCAUGUUUGCCACGGGCGCCAAUUCGGUCGAGAUCUGGGACGUGAACCGGUCCGAGCCGGUCACCAGCCUGGCGUGGGGCGCCGACUCGGUCAACGCGGUGCGCAUGAACCAGACCGAAGUCAACGUGCUGGCCAGCUGCGGCACCGACCGGUCGAUCAUCCUCUACGAUCUGCGCACCAGCUCGCCGCUGGCCAAGCUGGUGAUGACGCUCAGCACCAACGCCAUUGCGUGGAAUCCGGUCGAGGCCUUCACGUUCGCCACAGCCAGCGAAGACCACAAUGCGUAUAUUUUCGAUAUGCGCAAGAUGGACCACGCAAGCACAGUCCUCAAGGACCAUGUGUCGGCCGUCAUGGACAUUGACUAUGCGCCGACCGGCCAGGAGCUGGUCACCGGCGCCUACGACCGGUCGGUGCGGCUCUGGGACUUCUCCAAGGGCCAUUCGCGCGACAUCUACACCACCAAGCGCAUGCAGCGCGUGUUCUGCGUCGCCUACACCAUGGAUAACAAGUACGUGCUGUCAGGCAGCGACGACAGCAACCUGAGGAUUUGGCGCGCACGUGCGUCGGAGCGUGCUGGUGCCCAGUCGCAGCGCGAGCGCGGUGCUGUCGAGUAUGCCGAUAAGCUCAAGGACCGGUACAAGUACGUGCCGGAGGUGCGCAAGGUGCUGCGGCAGCGCAAUAUCCCCAAGGGCAUCAAGAGCGCCCAGCGCACGAAGAACCUGAUGCUGACGUCGCGCAAGAACAAGGAGGAGAACAAGCGCAAGCACUCCAAGCCCGGCUCCAUGCCGCGCGUGCCCGAGCGCAACAAGCCGAUCCUGGGCGUCACGCACAAGUAAAGAACUUCCCACGAGAUUGAGUUUUUUUUUCUGUGGCCCAAAAAAAAACUGCACAAGAGCGGAAAUUAUCUGCUUUCGCCAGAG